UCCCCAACUCUCCUCCCCUAAUAUGGCCAGGAAGAGCCGACAGCGGGAACAGGGUGGGCGUGGCGACGGGGCUCGGCGGUACUGAAAGAGAGCUCCGCGCGUUGAAGGGUGUGGGUUGUUGCUCUCCCCGCACCCUCCACCCUUGUGCGGCGCAUCAUGAGUCCAGCGGCUGGCGGAGCGGCGCCAUGAAGCGCCAGAAUGUGCGGACUCUCGCCCUCAUUGUCUGCACCUUCACCUACCUGCUGGUCGGAGCCGCCGUCUUCGAUGCCCUGGAGUCCAAGCAGGAGACCUCGGAGAAGAAGAACUUGGAUGAAAGGAGGUACGAGCUCAUGACCAAAUACAACCUGAGCGAGAAGAAAUACGAAGAACUGGAGCUGGUGGUCUUGAAACUCAAGCCGCAUCAAGCAGGAGUCCAGUGGAGAUUUGCCGGCUCUUUCUAUUUCGCCAUCACUGUGAUCACAACUAUCGGAUAUGGCCACGCUGCGCCGAGCACAGAUGGAGGAAAGAUUUUCUGCAUGUUUUACGCCUUGCUCGGGAUUCCACUCACCCUGGUCAUGUUUCAGAGCAUGGGAGAGAGAAUCAAUACAUUUGUCAAAUAUCUCCUACACAGAAUCAAGAAGUGCCUGAGAAUGAAACAUACAGAAGUCUCCAUGGCAAACAUGGUCAUCAUUGGCUUUUUUUCCUGCAUUAGCACCCUAUGCAUCGGGGCUGCUGCAUUCUCAUAUUAUGAGGAUUGGACCUUUUUCCAUGCAUAUUACUAUUGCUUCAUCACACUCACCACCAUUGGUUUUGGGGACUAUGUGGCCCUGCAGAAACACGAUGCUCUUCAAAAUAAUCCCCACUAUGUGGCGUUUAGCUUUGUCUACAUUUUGACGGGCCUGACAGUUAUUGGAGCUUUCCUCAAUCUGGUGGUUCUGAGGUUCAUGACGAUGAACUCUGAAGAUGAAAAACGGGAUGCAGAACAGAAAGCCUUGCUCAGAAGAAAUGGACAAACUACCAUCCGCACAACAGAAACCUCUGGCAACUUCCGGAACAUGUACGCAGAAGUUCUUCAUUUUCACUCCAUGUGUUCAUGUCUCUGGUAUAAGAGUCGGGAAAAAUUGCAUUAUUCAUUACCAAUGAUAAUUCCCAGAGACAUAUCAACGUCUGACACUUGCAUCGAACAGAGCGAUGCAUCUCCAAAUAGGCUUCCAGAGACCUUUACCAAUGGGUGUGUGUGUAAUCUCCACAGGUCCACCAUUAGCUCAGUGUCUACGGGACUUCAUAGUUUGUCUGCCCUCAAAGGAUAUACAAAAAGAAGAAGUUCUGUGUAAUAAGGAUUCAGUAGAUUAAUUCUAAUGUUAAUUAAUGGCAUUUGAACGAUUAACAGUAUUUUGGAGUUGAUAGGUGAAUCGGACCAUAUUAAUAUAUUGAAAAUCAACAUCAAAUAUAUUGUAAAUCUGUUCAAAAAAAUUACUGAAAACACUCAGCAGGUCAGGUAGCAUUUUUGGAAAGAGAAACAGUCAUUAUUUCAGGUCAAUUGAAACAUGGAUUCAAUUUUGUUUUCCACACACAGUAUGUUACUUGACCUGCUGAGUGUUUCUGGUGAUUUCUGGGUUAAUAUAUCAUCAGGCAAAAAUAUCACUUAGUCAAAAAUGUGUUGCAAGAAAGUUAUGGGAAAGAAUUUAGACAAACCACUCAACACACUAAUAUGAACAGGGGCAGAGCCAGGUUUAAACAAUGCACUUGCCCCCAGAAGUGACGCUAGAAUGAAAUAUCACUUAGGAUAAACAUGGGACGCACAGUCAUAUAUAUUUAUGUAUCCUGAUGGGAUGAAUAACUACCUAUAAUGCACUGGUGUAAUGGUUUCACAUUGCUCGAGGUGUUACUUAUAUUGAGGAAUGUUUGCAUGCAGUUUGGGAUCUGCAAAUGUGUCAGCACCGCAGUGGGUGUCACAAUCAUUGCUCAUCACACCAGAGAGUGUGGGCUUGGAGUGAAACUGACAUUGAAAAGAAAAGGAGUGGCUGGAGUUGGAAUUGAAGGAUGGAAUCAAGAAUGUGAAGCCAUCAGUUUGAUGCAGAGCUCACUCCCAAUGGCUCUGAUGGAAUGAACUAGAAAUCUGACACGGAGCAUCAUAAUUUGCUAGGUGGUCUACCGAAUUUCCAAAAUACUUGACAAAAAGCUGCACUACUGUAGUAGAUGAGAUAGAUGUGUAAGGUUUGAUUAGUAAGGGUGUCAGGGAUUAUGGGGAGAAGGCAGGACAAUGGAAGUAAGAGGGAACAAUGGGUCAGCCAUGAUUGAAUGGUGUAGUAGACGAUGGGCCGAAAGGCCUAAUUCUGCUCUUAGAACUUAACAUGAUGUACCAGAGACAGGUGUGCAGGUUGAAAAAUCAAGGGUCUCGACCCAAAACAUCACCCAUACCUUCUCUCUAGAGAUGCUGCCUGUCCCGCUGAGUUACUCCAGCAUUUUGUGUCUACCAAUAAUAUAUUUAAAUUUGAGUUUUCCACCGCUUUCAGGAAAUGAUUUGGGGUUUUGAAUGCUUCAUGCCUUCACCCACCAUUUCCUGAAGUCAAGUGAUGAAUAAUGCGGUAGCCCUCCAGGAGGCCAUCGUAAUUACCUGAGGUAAGCUGCAAGAACAAAACAACCGAAUCUCCAAUUACAAUUCAAUGGCAAUUCAGAACAGGUCAUCUGCUCUCUUGAAAUGAGAGCAGAAGCUCAUCUUCUUCAAAAAGUUCACAACGUGGAACAAGGUAUCUUUCCCACUGGAUCAGUAAGGGCCAGAUAAAAAGCAACCGAAUUUGGUCCCAACUUCUAGUAGUAGUCAAUUCUGCAGGUCCUAGAUCUGCAAGUACACAUCCAAGUACUUUUAAAAUGUGAAGGUACACAAAAAUGCUGGAGCAACUCAGCGGAGCAUCUAUGGAGCGAAAGAAAUAGGUGACCUUUCGGGCCGAAACCCUUCUUCAGACUGGGUUACUCCAGCAUUUUGUGUCUACCAAUAAUAUAUUUAAAUUUGAGUUUUCCACCUCUUUCAGGAAAUGAUUUGGGGUUUUGAAUGCUUCAUGUUACUCCAGCAGUCUGAAGAAGGUUUUCGGCCCGAAACGUCACCUAUUUCCUUCGCUCCAUAGAUGCUGCUGCACCCGCUGAGUUUCUCCAGCAUUUUUGUGUACCUUCGAUUUUCCAGCAUCUGCAGUUCCUUCUUGAACACUUUUAAAAUGUGGACUUGUGCUUCUGUGCCUUUAUGCUGUGUCCCAGACAUUUAUUUAUCGGGAGGAAAUAUUUAUUUUUUAAACUCUCCUUUAAACAUUCUACCUAUUACUUAAUCACUCUAUUUCAUCUUUUUUAACCAUUAAUUUACUUUAUCAGCACCUCCCCUAAUUUAAUACGUCAAUUAAUUCUCCUCUCCGUUACCUCUCUUCCACUGAAAUAACCCCAUUUUAUCCAGAUUUUAAUUUUCCAGUCCGGUCAGUUUCCUUGCAAAUCUCCCCAACACUCUCCAGUGCAACAAAAUCCUCCCUGUAGCAUGGUGAGAAUAACUGUAUGCAGUAUUUCCAGUUGCAGUCCAACACCAUUCGGUAUGGUUGCAGUAUAAACUCCCUGCUCUUACAUUCUAUGCCUCAGCUAAUAAAACAAAGCAUCAUGAAUGCAUUUUUAACCACUCAAUCUAAUUGCUCUGCCGCCCCUGUGGAUAUCUACGAUUCCUCUGUUCCUCCGCAAAUAUAAUGAUUCUGCCUUUCCCAUUGCCAACAUUCGAAGAAGAGACACCAAUGUCUGUACAUCUAGCACCCAGAUAAAAAAGUGUAGGGUCUAGCUUUUUUUUUUAGACAAAUAUUGAAACUGUUACAUUACCUGAAUACUUAUUGGAAAUAUUAACUAAUUUAAUAAUGAUACGUUUGUCUUUUUAUAAUGUGCACUGCAUUGGAAACAAUUGGGGACCAGUUGGAAAUAGGAAACAAGAUUAUACAGCCUGCCACAUACAUAAUAAAUGUUUUGCUUGCCAAGUUGUGGCUAUCCUCUCAAAUAUUCACUCAAAAUGAUAACAUUGCUGGCAGAUUGGUUUAGCCCAAUUCAAAUCAAAAUUAAUUACUUUCACUCUUGUACAUGAUUGAGCACUCCAAGAAUAAUUUUCCACUAUUUUCUGACUGAUGCAGCAUCCCAGAGCAAAUCAGAUAAACUCAUUCAUUUAUUAAAUCUUCCACUAGGCUUUUUGUUUUAAAAGCCUCUUUAAAGAUCUCUUCCAUCUGUGGUGCUCAUUUCUUAACUACUUGCCGCCAACAGAAUAUGUAGAUUAAAUAUAAAUGGGCGAGAUCCAUUGUAUCAAAUAAAAUUGCAUCUUACAUGCUGUCUAACUGCAUUGUCAGGUUGAAAGGAAUAAAACUGUUCAAAAACUAAGAACUGCAGAUAAUGAAAUCCCAUUACCUGUAAAGGUAUAAGGCUAAUUGCUAUUAUUGGUGGAUGUGUUUUGACUUGCUCAGCACUUUUUUCAUUUUAUUUUAAAUUCCAGAUUUUAAUUUCAUAAUAAUUUAAAAGUAGUUGAUGUAAAGGCAUUUGCCAUAUUAUACCAUAGUACAUCAGGCCAAUGACAGUCAGAUACACACCAGCAACUCCAUAUCCUAAAGGCCACAACAUUUAGUCUCAUUUACUAACUCCAUCACAGUACAAGGUCAAAAAAAAGUAUUUUCAGUUACUAAAGAUAAUCAAGUGGAAUACUAUUUUGUUAAAUUGGAUGGAACUACUGUAAAUAAAAACAUAUAACAUUGAUCUGAAAUUAAAUUUAUGGCGACAAGAUUUAGAGCAGUAUUAAUCAUACUAGUAUUAAUCAUACUUGCUGAUUGUUUUAAAAAUGGCGAAACUGCUUUUAUCAAAGUGUGGUAUCUAACUGAUAUAUAUUUAGAAAAUUGAGUUGAUGGUUCAAAUUUUCAUUAUGAAAUGCCCCAUUGUAUUUUGAUUUAUUGUCCAGUAGAUCAAGCUACAGAAACUAAAUCUCCUGAAAUUUGCAGUCUCUUGAUUUGCAUUCGAUCCUGCAAUUUUUUAUAAUUCUCAGAAAUCUAUGGGUAAAUGACGACCUUGUCCGAUCAUGUAAUGUGUUAUAAUGAGUCAGCACACUGAUGAUAACAUAUCAUUCCCACCAUAAACCUGCAAAUUAAACAGUGAUGAGACAUAUGCCAAGCUAUGCCCUGAAAUACAGUCACUGCCCCGAAAUGCAAAGUCGUCUUCUGUAACUUACUAUUUUUUGACCUUUCUGUCUCUUUACUACAGAAAUCUUAUAUCUAAUAAUUGAGGCUCUGUAGGUUCUCCAGUCAAACAGCACAACGUCCUUUCACAUCAACAUAAUUCAGAAAGAACUACAAAAGUAUAGAAGUAUAAAUAUCCCUCAAUGGUUUAAGGCUUUUAUGUGAAUGAUUAGUGAUUGACCUAAAUCUAAUUCAGGAUCCCAUACUUGCAUGUUCUCCAUCGCAUACAAGGCCAUUGACUUAAUCUCUGACCUUAAAUCUCUAUAUUAGAUUUUAUUCCCCCAAGGAAAUGUUGUCUGCUUUAAAUUGCAAUUGUUAUUGCAUGAUUUAUCUUGAAAAAAUAUAUAUAGGUAUACUCUAUAUGGAGUGAUAAUGGCAAAAAUAUUUUAUUAUUUCAGUUCAAAUAAAUUAAUUUUUUAUCCCUUAGCAAAUUAAGGUGGUUAUGGAUAUCUGCAAUCUAAUUUUCCCAAUGUAUUUUGUUUUACUACACCCUAUUUAUUUCGACUCCCAACUGUUCAAAGUACUUAGCAGAACUGUGGAUUACAUUUCCAUUUAUGCUUAAAGUGAUUAUAGUCCUGAAUAUUUUGAUACAAUGUGAUCUCAAGAGUCAAUUAAUUACUAUAACCAAAGAGCAUUGUUUGCUAAAUUAUUAUUAAGCAUGACUGCUGCUUUAAUGCUUAAUGUUAAUGAAUAGUUUGAAUUUAUUAACUCUAAAAUGUAGAUAAUGCACUCCUGUUCUCUAAGGCUAUUGUAUGUGACAUAAUAUUUUGAAAAGGGAUCUUGACAAAAUAUGAUCUUCUUAACUCAAUACUGCUUGGCUUCCAAGGUGCAUGCAAGCAUUAGCUCAAGUUCUUCCAUUCUUACUGGGUCACAUUAAACAAUGGAUUGUAAUUUUUUUUUAACUUUAAAAUUGCAUAUAGGAGUUUCCUUUUCAAAAUUCAAUGCAACAUUAAGAAAUAAAAUAUUCUUGCAGCUGCCCAGAAAAAAAUGCUUUCAAUCCGUAGGACUAAAACUGGACUGAUACUGGUAUUGAUACUGGUUUAAUAUUGUCACAUGUACCAAGAUGCAGUGAAAAACUUUGUUUGGCAUGCUAUCGAUGCAAAUUAUAUCAUGCACAAGUACAUCAGAUAGUGCAAAGGAAAAGGUAACAGGGUACAGAAUAGAGUAUUACAGCUACAGAGAAAAUGCAGGUAAAAAUAGUGCAAGAGCUGCAAGGAAGUAGAUUGGAAGAUCGGGAAUUCAUCCCUUGCAUAUGAGAGGUCAUUCCAGAAUCUAAUAACAGCAGGAAAGAUGCUGCUCUUGAGUUUGGUGGUGCGUGCUUUUAAGCUUAUGUAUCUUCUUCCUAACAGGAGAGAGGUUGGGUGUUCUUCGAUAAUGUUGGCUGCUUUCCCAAAACAGCAUGGUAUAGAUUGAGUUGAUGGGGGAGGGGGUUGGAGAUCAGUUUGUGCGGUGUGUAGCAUUCACUAUGCAUUUACAUGCUUCUGUAUAACAAACUUAACAUUGAAGCAUGUAUGAAGUGAAAUGCGAGUGUCAUUGUCACAUUUCUUUUUCUGAUUAAACCAUAAAACGUAUGUUGCAGAAAAAUGCAUAUCUCAGAAAUUUAAUUUUGUAUUCAAAAUUUGCAUGAUAAUAAUGAA
Amblyraja radiata (thorny skate) is the source of this 6847-nucleotide messenger RNA. Its product is annotated as potassium channel subfamily K member 3. Gene Ontology annotation, biological process: stabilization of membrane potential; potassium ion transmembrane transport. The record is from RefSeq and is a predicted model, not a curated record. The coding region runs from base 186 to 1313 and encodes 375 amino acids. NCBI's taxonomy places the organism in Eukaryota, Metazoa, Chordata, Chondrichthyes, Rajiformes, Rajidae. The transcript has 2 exons. Gene Ontology annotation, cellular component: plasma membrane. Gene Ontology annotation, molecular function: potassium ion leak channel activity; outward rectifier potassium channel activity; open rectifier potassium channel activity.